AACCCUAUAGAGAGGGGUCCCGUCAUCCUGGGUCUACUUGUCUAACCCCCUAACCGGACGAAGAUGUACAUAUCCGUGAUAAAGGCAUGAAAAGCGAGAACCAAAAAGAGCCAUAGAACCGUAAAGAUAUUUUCGUAUCGGACACUGAUUUACUAUGGGGUUCUUAACUGAACUUGUGAAACUAGCUGUGAUCUUGAUAUUAGUGAGCUGUGAAUGCUAUGCUCUUCACCCACACACGCUCCUGGACACGCCUGAACUGAUUCGAAUCCGCGGCUACCCGGCUGAAGUGCAUCACGUGACCACUCGCGAUGGGUAUGUUCUUCAGGUACACAGGAUCCCCCGUGGCGUGUCUCCCGGGCCCCGCCCCUGCGCCCCCCGCACGCCCCUCCGAACGCAAAAGGCGAAGGGGACGAGAUGGGUCUUGUUGCAAUGGUUAAAUCAUAUUUAUGCUCGAGCGAUCCCGAGGUGUGACUCAGGGCAAGGGAAGCGCCGGGUUGUCCUGCUUAUGCACGGGGUUCUCUCCUCGUCUGACGAUUUCGUGCUGAAUGAUCCACACCAAGCGCUAGCCUUUAUGCUAGCGGACGCGGGUUACGAUGUGUGGCUGGGAAACGCGCGCGGCAACACCUACAGCCGCCGUCACGUGACACUCUCGCCCGACCAGCCCGAUUUCUGGGAUUUCAGCUGGGACGAAAUCGCUCGGUAUGACCUCCCGGAUAUGUUGGCCUACGUCAGGAACACCACAGGGGCGCCGACGCUGGACUACAUAGGGCACUCCAUGGGCACCACCGUCUUCUUCGCCAUGAUGGACUACUACCCUCAUAUCAACGGCUGGGUCCGGAAGAUGGUUGCCAUGGCCCCGUCGGCGUAUAUUCAUAAUAUUUUUGCUGGUUAUAGGCUGCUUUCUAUGUUCAACCAGAUGGUUGGCGGGAGUGCGAGCAAAUACGAAACAGGUCGGUUAUCCGCCGAAACGAAAACAAGUCUAGCCAAACUCUGUUCACCCGAGGCGUGGACCAGUAGUAUUUGCCUCAAGGUCAUUGCUCUCGUUGCUGGACCUUCCCGGCACGAAAUUCAAAGGGAUUACCUCCCCGUUAUCGUCGCUCACACACCCGCCGGCGUCGCGACCAGGAUCCUCACGCAUUACUCUCAGCUGAUUUUGGCCCGGAGGUUUCAAGCGUUUGACUACGGCCCAACAAGAAACCUCGACGAGUAUGGGUCACUCACGCCCCGCCAGUACUCGCUAAAACGAGUCACUGUCCCCGUGGGUUUGUUUUGGUCAGAAGAUGACUGGAUCAACACGCCUAGAGAUGUGGCGCGAAUCGCAAAGGAACUUCCGAACGUGACGCUAAACUACAAAGUUCCGGUCAGAAGGUUCAACCAUCUGGACUUCCUCUGGUCUGAGAACGCCCGCCGCCUGGUUUACAUCCCCUUGAUGAAAUUCUUAAAAGCGUAAAGAUUAAGAAGAAAAAAGAAAGAAAGAAGUUCCGGUUAGGUUCGGGUUAAAUUUAGCUGAUGCCCCAAUUAAGAAGAAAGAAGAAAAUAGAAAGAAAAAACAGUUCCGGUGAGGUUCGGAUUAAAUUUAGCUGAUACCCUAAACACAGUCAAAACAGAGGCAUUCGGACAUUCCCAUGAAAGGUUUUUGUCUCGUCUAAAGGUACCCCUUCGGCCCUGAUAAAGGUGACUUUUCAGUGGUGCUUUUUGGGCGUUUCUUAAAUAUCCGUGAGUGCUUGUAAAGGUACCCCUCAACCCUUCUAAAAAUGUCAUUUCGAUCCUUAUAAAGGUGACGCUUCGAUUUCCCAGCUUUCAGAUGACGGCGUUGAAUAAAUAAAGGCUAAAGCUGGUCGACUGCGUGCAAUAAGAUAAAAUAAUAAUAACAAUAAUAAAAGUACUGCUCUUAGAGUACAUCCGAGAUCCCUUAACAGUCACUGGCAGCGACAGGAGUCCCAAAUAUACCAUGGAAUCCCAAUUUCCGUGGUGUCCCCGUGAAGCUGCCACCUCAAAUUUUCACAAGGAAAUCGCUAAACGUAAUAAUGUUAUUGGAAUUAUUUUUGUUCCCUGACAUGUCAAAUUACAAAGAACAAAUGAGGUCGAAUGAUUUAACAAUAAAUUCCAGACUUGUCCAUUCCAAAUCUACAGAGUAUUUUCGUCCGCACUGCUGAAGUAGUCGUAGAUGACGUCAGGACCCAGGUUGUAGUGCCAACGGCCCGAAAGCUUCCAGCAACUGUUUUUUUAGAGUACAGAAAAGGUCCUUAAAUAAAGGUAUUAUGUCAUCUAUAAAGAAAAUAGCUAGAUUACGGGCCAAGCCCAGA
Messenger RNA from Penaeus vannamei (Pacific white shrimp), 2306 nucleotides. RefSeq names its product lipase 3. The record is from RefSeq and is a predicted model, not a curated record. Lineage: Eukaryota; Metazoa; Arthropoda; Malacostraca; Decapoda; Penaeidae. Gene Ontology annotation, biological process: lipid metabolic process. Gene Ontology annotation, molecular function: hydrolase activity, acting on ester bonds.